Amoebophrya sp. A120 is the source of this 5043-nucleotide messenger RNA. Lineage: Eukaryota; Dinophyceae; Syndiniales; Amoebophryaceae. The record is from the annotation of a GenBank genome assembly.
AAAAAAUACUCUCAUCUAGAAGUGCUACGGAAGGAGAGCAAAAAGAGGAACUUGAAAAGUGCAAAGAUUUGUGAAUAAAGGAACGCCCAAAACAAGAACCAUGUCGAAUUUCCGCCCGGACCGGGUGAUAUUGAAACGGCAGAUAGAAGAGGCAAAGUAUGAGCACCUGGUGGAAGGGAACUUGGACCAGGUCCGGGUUGAGCAGAAAGCACACUGGGAAAACAAGUCCUCCGAAACAAUAAGUAUUUGUUUUCCUGUUUCUAGUUUCGCUUUCGUGGCCACUGCGAAUCAAUUUUCAUGUCAAGAGCUGCCCUUGCGAGCUGAGGUUUGCAACAGACGGCUUCCUCCAAAUGCAAAUCCACAAAAUCUACCUGAAACUACAGGAAAUAACCGGGUGAAAAACAAAGUCAAGGAGUUGCUUGCCACCCAGCGCGACGCCGCUAUCCACGAAAGGAGAAAAAAGCUGUCCGCUUUGUUCUACAAGGAAAAAGACCAGUAUGAGGCCGAACUCGCCGAGCUCACGCGACCCGACCCCGCAAAGGGGAUGCAAAAAAUGAAGGACCGGGCGGCAGAGCUAAAAAACAGAAGAGAAACGGAACGAGAACAGCUAGUAAUUUAAAUUUUAUUGUCUCCUGCUGAGAUUGAUAACAAAACUUCUCCGAGUGUGAUUUCCAUGACGUGUGAUCUGCUCGUUCCUUUUGAUACAUCAGGAGCGCAAGGAAGUGGCGCACCAUACUUGAUGCUAGAAUUACAAGAUAAUUAUGUCACCCGACGGCUACUAACUUCAGGUGAAAGAGAAGCUGUACCAGCAGUGGCGACAGAGUAUAGACGAGCUGCGCACGCAGGACGCGAAGCUCUUCGAGCUGCAGGUCACCUUCGAAAGAGGCAUACAAAAAGACGAAAAAGCGGAGGCCGACGCCCAGGAACGCAGGGAAGCUGCGGUAAAUUUCAUGUUGCGAUCUUUGUCUUGCGCAUUCUCUUUGACAUCAGCAACCACAACAAUAUGCGCUACAAGCAGUGGUGAAUGCGAAUGAGAAUGUGAGCGAGUAGUUCAAAUAGGUCAAUGAAUUCCUGCUCCGAGAACAACCACUACUUAUCACUAUCAGAUAUACGACGCACUCUGGCAAGAGGGAUACCAUGCCAAGAUCGAGCGCGAAAUUCGCGAGAAGGAGAUGCGAGCCGGGCUCACCUAUGAAAUGCAAAAAUGUCUGGGUCUGGAAGCAUCACAACUUGUGAUGCUGUCUGUGGAUUCUAAAAAGAUGUGUAUUGCAUGACCAGCAAGAGGGGGCGAGUUUGUCCUACGUGGGGAGGGCAUUUCUCAUGCGGUAGAGGUAUCACAAAGCCUUCUAUUAAAAAUCUGUGAUGCUACAGCAACAGCAUGCAUCACAGACAUCAUGGCUCAUGGAAAAUGUGCAUGACAAGUCUGGAAAUCUUCCAGACCCAGACUUUUUGCAUUUGAUAUCACCGCCAAAAUGGCCGCUACCCUGCAGGAACAAAUAUUACUCAAGGAGAAGGGGGUACUUCUUGAAGAUUUUGUUGCUUGACGUGAAAUAAUAUGAUGUCACAGUCUUUCAGUGCGUUUUCUUUUGAUGCCCGUAGUUUUUCAACAACUUCAUCUGGCAUUUUUACAAUCACAAAAAAAAUCGACGUCCCAUUUGUCAUGCAGGAACUCGAAGAGGCCGAGAUCCUCGAGAAGGAGAGGGCAGAAAUGCGACAGCAGUGGGCCAACGCCGAGCGGGAGGCGGCGGAGCUGGUAGAGCGUAGUGCAGCGGUUGCAAAGGAUAUGAGAGUGCACAACUACCCCUCGUCCCCCUCUUUUGUCAUGCAAAAUACCAAAUCCACUCUGUGCCCCUUGGGAGUGUUAGCAUCACAGACUCUGGCAGCCCAAACACCACUACAAUCCUGUGAGAAUUUGUCAUGCAAAAGGAAAAGCUGCACUCUACUCUUGCUCUUGCAGGCCCUUCUAUUGCUGUAGUUCAUCCAAUACAAAUGAGGGGGAGGGGGAGUUGUGCACUGUCAUAAAGGAGGAGCGGAAAAAAGUGGACGCCUUUAAGAAAAUCAUCGAGGAAGAAAACGCAAAGGAGGAGGCGCAGAACAAACUCAUGGACAAGCAAUUCGUAUAAUUUGGAUUUUUGUGUUUGGAUAGAAGUAGCGGGAACAUUGUAUUGCUGCAAAUCUUGCUGCUGCGCUGGAUUUUUUCGAAUCUAUUUUCAGCAUUUUUUUUUUACAAAUUCUGGUGCUCGCAAGCUGCGCGAGAACUACUGUCUUUUAUCAUCACUCUAUCCAGGUCCUGUCAGUCCUGAAGAAGGAAAAGGAGCUCGCAGAGAAGGAGGAAGCAGAUAAAGCCCUGCAGAAAAAGAAAGUCCUCGAGUUCAACGAAAAGCUCAAGAUGGACAUGAAUCGUAUUUUUGGCUUGUUUAUGCAUUGCAAAACUAUCGUACGAGUGUAAAUUGCAUUACAAAUUUUCCCAAAAACAAAACUGCAAUUUGUCAUGCUAUUUCAGGUAGAAAGUUGGAUUUGUCAUGCAUAUCUGCAACAUCUGAAAGAAUCAAUCAACAGGUAAAGCCGAGUCCGACGCGGAGCUUGUCCGGCUCCAAAAUGAGGAGCAGGAAAGGCAUAUCAAAACGAAAAAUCCGUCCUCCCCAUAUCAGAACGAAGUUUCUGAUGCUGGAUUUCCGUACACAAAUCAGAUUCGUCUUGCAGUAGAGGGCUGCAUGCGUGUCCAUGUGCCGAGCCUGCUGGGGCGAGAGGUUUUGACGUAGGUGCCUAGCUCGCAUGACAAACGUCUAUGCUGUAGGUCCAACAGCAUCACAAACCGCCUACGUAGUGCGGCGGGCCCUCUAGAUUUGCCUUCUUGCAAGACAGACAGGAUUCGUGGCCACCAAUCUGCAUCACAAAUUUUCAGGCGCGUGCGUUUUCAAUAUGGGGAGGGGGGAUUUUUCCUUACGAUAAGGCAGUGGCAGAAGAAGUUUGCCAAAUACGAGGCAGAGGAGAACGCCAGGAGAGCGCUGCUCGUCGACGUAUACGCGGGGAGGAUGGAGCAAAUCGAGCUCAAGAACGAAGUCAGAGACCGGCAGAAGGCCGAGAUACUGGCGGAGAGAGCAAGGGUGGAGAACGAGGUACUAUGUAUAAUGGGUUAUCUCGCUCUCGCUAUGGUGUGCACUUAAGAAUUUGAAUACGGUGGUUAGUUUCAUCAAGUUGAAGUUUGUUCAUGUUGCUAUUCGUCCUGGUGCUCGUCCUCGCUGACUUUGAAACUAAAAGUAGAAAGAAAAAACGAAAAACAAAAAAAAAAACGACUUAGAUCACGCGCUUGGAGGGUAUCGACCAAGAGAGGGCACGGGCAGAAGCCAUCUUGAAAAAGCGACACCAGGAAGAAUUGUUCAGGCAGAUGGACUUCCAUCAGGUAAAGAUGUGAUGUACUUUUUCGACAAAUGCUUGCAGGACUCUUUUUUGCUGUGAUGUAGUUCCGCAACAUCUUGAAACGAAAGAAGUUGUGUGGUUGAAAAACCACGAUGAAAACCGAUACCCACGGGGACCAUUCUGAAGAAAACAAACUCCUUCUAGGUCCAACGGCACCGCGAGUUGCAACAACACAUGAUCGAGCAACGGCAAGCUUUGAUUGCCGAGGAGCGGUAUCCUGUGCAAAAGUAUCGUACUCGUAUUGCAGUCAUGCAUUACAAAUUUUCUUGCUAAGUCAAAUCCGCAUUGCAAAUUUUAUUUCUCAUGCUGAGGAAAUUUGUCAUGCAUUUAUACGAGUGCGAUACUUUUGCAAUGCAUAAGCGGUUUCGCCAGGCCAAGGAGGCAGAGGCAGACAAGCAAUUCGCCGUCAAAGCGUCGAUCAAGGUAUUGACUAGCUUUAUUUCGCUUUUCUUUGUCUGCUGCAUAAAGUUGUCCCGCGUCGGGAAUCAUCGUCAUUGACCAUUGCGAGUAAUAGUUUCUGCCUGUCCUCAAUGAAUAUGAAUCACUAGUAGCCCAGAGGACGCAUGACUCACUCUCGCAGCGUUAGAAACCUGCUUCAUGUUCUUACCACAGGCACACCAGGAGGCAUCUCUGAAGAAGCGGGAAGCCGACAAAAACUCGCGCAAGGCCCCAUGGGAGAAGUGAGAACAGCUCCUGCUCGCUUUGGUGCACGUCUCGAGGACGAGACGAAAACGCUUUUUGUUUUUCAUCCAAAGGUUUACUACAUAACAUCUUUGAAGUUGAUGAUGAACUAAUACUCAGAUUCACCAGAAAAACCAAAUCAGCAAAAAGAAAACCGUUUUAUUCUUCUAUCGUUUACUACACUGAGAUUCACCAGAAAAAGUAUAAUAGAAUGAUUAUUUCAUGACGAUCGACCGAUCUAGCAAGUACUAGCGGCCGUGGAAGAUUAUUGCAAAAUUAAUGUCAAGUCCGAAGAUGCAACCAGUAAGACAAGGAAGCUUGAUGCGCCGUGCGUCGAUUGCGCGACAAACCAAUUGGCGCAGCUAGGACCACAACUGUCCAUGCUUGUUUUGCUGAGAAACAGCAUCAAGAGGAGGACCGGGAAUAUGUCGAAUUGUGGACGAGAUUGCUACUGCAUCGUCGUUGGUGCAGGCCGCGCAUUGGAACGGCUCGUGCGCCUCCAAAUAUGUCGACGACAAGUGCAGCUUCUAGUGGAGCCAAUCCAAUGUCUUCGACGAGCACAAAAACUUCAGUGACCGAUCUAAUUUCCAGUUUGAACAAACAAUAAGCCAAUCAAGUACAAGUUUCAGUUUGUUUGUGGUAUGAUGGAUUUUCAAACAGGAGCAGUGAAAUCCGCAAAAUUUGUGGCGGAUGGAUAGCAAUAAAGACCGCGGCGAGCGAGGGAGAACGCGGUGGUGUCGUCGUGCAAAGUCUGAGAACUACUUCAAGUUGUCUUCUGACCUCUACUUCGCCCAGAAUGCAAUGUACAGAAAUUUUUGAUCUCAUUCAAAUGUAAGACUGAAAAAGAUGAGAAAAACAGAGGCAAUGCGAGAGUGAUUAACAAAGAAAAUCAAAAUAGAUAUAGCUAGCACGAUAUUGCUCCUGCGAAAAGCAGAGUAUCAU